UACCAUCUAUUCUACAAGAUGAGUAAUAGCCACCCUCUUCGCCCCUUUACUGCAGUGGGGGAAAUUGAUCAUGUGCACAUUUUGUCUGAACAUAUCGGUGCCUUGUUGAUUGGGGAAGAAUAUGGCGAUGUCACGUUUGUUGUGGAAAAGAAACGUUUUCCAGCCCACAGGGUAAUUUUAGCAGCCAGGUGCCAGUAUUUUCGAGCAUUACUGUAUGGUGGCAUGCGAGAGUCUCAGCCUGAAGCCGAAAUUCCCCUCCAGGACACCACUGCAGAAGCAUUCACAAUGCUGCUGAAAUACAUCUACACUGGGCGAGCCACGCUGACAGAUGAGAAGGAGGAGGUGCUGCUUGAUUUUUUGAGCCUGGCUCAUAAAUAUGGAUUUCCAGAGCUGGAAGAUUCUACCUCUGAGUAUCUGUGCACCAUACUUAACAUUCAGAAUGUCUGUAUGACCUUUGAUGUUGCCAGUCUCUACUCGCUUCCCAAGUUAACGUGUAUGUGCUGCAUGUUCAUGGACAGGAAUGCUCAGGAGGUGCUCUCCAGCGAAGGCUUCCUCUCCCUUUCUAAGACGGCACUUCUAAACAUCGUAUUACGAGAUUCAUUUGCAGCUCCUGAGAAAGACAUUUUCCUAGCCUUGUUAAACUGGUGUAAGCACAAUUCAAAGGAGAAUCACGCUGAAAUCAUGCAGGCUGUGCGUUUACCUCUGAUGAGUCUCACUGAGCUCCUGAAUGUCGUGAGGCCUUCCGGACUGCUGUCUCCUGAUGCCAUUCUGGAUGCUAUUAAAGUCCGAUCAGAGAGCCGGGAUAUGGACCUCAAUUAUAGAGGGAUGCUCAUACCGGAAGAAAACAUUGCAACCAUGAAAUAUGGAGCCCAGGUAGUAAAAGGGGAGCUGAAGUCUGCCUUAUUAGAUGGCGAUACUCAAAAUUAUGAUUUGGAUCAUGGAUUUUCUAGGCACCCAAUUGAUGAUGACUGCCGUUCUGGCAUCGAGAUUAAGUUAGGUCAGCCUUCCAUUAUCAACCACAUACGGAUUCUCCUGUGGGAUCGUGAUAGCCGGUCUUAUUCAUACUUCAUUGAAGUGUCCAUGGAUGAACUUGAUUGGAUCAGAGUGAUUGAUCAUUCACAGUAUUUGUGUCGUUCUUGGCAGAAGUUGUAUUUUCCAGCCCGUGUCUGCAGGUAUAUCCGAAUAGUUGGGACUCACAACACAGUGAACAAGAUUUUUCACAUUGUGGCUUUUGAAUGUAUGUUUACAAACAAAACCUUCACUCUCGAGAAGGGACUAAUAGUGCCCAUGGAGAAUGUUGCAACAAUUGCUGAUUGUGCCAGUGUGAUUGAAGGUGUCAGUCGGAGCAGAAAUGCCCUGCUGAAUGGAGAUACCAAAAAUUAUGACUGGGAUUCAGGCUACACGUGUCAUCAGCUGGGGAGUGGUGCAAUCAUGGUUCAGCUGGCACAGCCGUACAUGAUUGGGUCAAUACGGUUAUUACUUUGGGACUGUGAUGAUCGAAGCUAUAGCUACUACGUUGAGGUUUCUACCAACCAGCAACAGUGGACCAUGGUGGCUGACAGAACCAAAGUCUCCUGCAAAUCCUGGCAGUCGGUAACUUUCGAAAGACAGCCUGCUUCCUUCAUCCGAAUUGUUGGAACACACAACACAGCAAAUGAGGUGUUUCACUGUGUGCACUUUGAGUGCCCAGAGCAGCAGAGCAGCCAGAAGGAAGAGAGUGGCGAGGACCAGGGGACCGGAGACACCAGCCUGGCAGGUCAGCAGCUCAACCCCCACGGUCCCCACGCCCUGCAGCAGGCCCCCAGCCCAGGCUCCACCUCACGCUCCCCACAUCGGCAGCCCCAGUAAAGGGAGGCUGCAGGUGUAGAAUGACUUGG
Chrysochloris asiatica (Cape golden mole) is the source of this 1877-nucleotide messenger RNA. RefSeq names its product BTB (POZ) domain containing 9 (gene BTBD9). Gene Ontology annotation, molecular function: protein binding. The record is from RefSeq and is a predicted model, not a curated record. The coding region runs from base 19 to 1848 and encodes 609 amino acids. Gene Ontology annotation, biological process: adult locomotory behavior; modulation of chemical synaptic transmission; circadian behavior. The transcript is spliced from 10 exons. Lineage: Eukaryota; Metazoa; Chordata; Mammalia; Afrosoricida; Chrysochloridae.